Molecule: messenger RNA, 2096 nt
Organism: Drosophila grimshawi
Lineage: Eukaryota; Metazoa; Arthropoda; Insecta; Diptera; Drosophilidae
Gene: Mlh1
Product: DNA mismatch repair protein Mlh1
Exons: 2
Coding region: 41-2029 (662 amino acids)
Biological process (GO): mismatch repair
Cellular component (GO): MutLalpha complex
Molecular function (GO): ATP-dependent DNA damage sensor activity; ATP hydrolysis activity; ATP binding
Source: RefSeq, a predicted model, not a curated record
UUUACAAUGCAUUGUUGAGAGUGAGGCAACUAUUGGCGCCAUGGUGGGGGAGCCCGGUGUUAUAAAGAAACUCGACCAGGUUGUCGUCAAUCGCAUUGCAGCCGGUGAGAUAAUACAACGUCCGGCCAAUGCGCUCAAGGAGCUGCUGGAGAAUAGCCUGGAUGCCAAGUCGAGUCAUAUACAGGUGAAUGUUAAAUCUGGCGGACUGAAAUUGCUGCAAAUCCAGGACAAUGGCACCGGCAUACGCAAAGAAGAUCUGGCGAUUGUCUGCGAACGCUUCACGACCUCCAAGCUGAGCAAGUUCGAGGAUCUAACGGAAAUCGCCACAUUUGGGUUUCGCGGCGAGGCAUUGGCCAGCAUUAGCCAUGUGGCCCACCUCAGCAUACAAACGAAGACGGCCAGCGAAAAAUGCGGCUACAAAGCCUCCUACUCGGAUGGCAAGUUGCUGGAUGCAGCCAAACCAUGCGCCGGCAAUCAAGGCACCAUCAUCACCAUUGAGGAUCUGUUUUAUACGAUGCCACAGCGACGACAGGCACUCAAAUCGCCAGCGGAGGAGUUCCAAAAGAUCUCAGACGUGCUUGCCAAAUAUGCUGUACACAAUCCCCAAGUGGCAUUUGUCCUGCGCAAGCAGGGCGAACAGCCCACACUUAAGACACAAGCGUGCAGCUCACGUACGGAAAAUAUACGCGCAAUUUAUGGCGGCGCUGUGGCCAAGGAGCUGAUGGAGUUCAGUCACAAGGAUGAGAUGUUCAGGUUUGAGCUGCAGUGUCAGCUGACACAGGUGAACUAUGCGGCCAAGAAAUCAACGCUGCUGUUGUUCAUCAAUCAUCGCCUCGUGGAAUCACCAGCUCUCAAAGCGGCCAUUGAUGGUGUUUAUACCACGUAUUUGCCGCGUGGCCAGCAUCCCUUCGUUUAUAUGAGCCUUGUGAUGCCGCCACAAAAUCUGGACGUUAAUGUGCAUCCUACGAAGCAUGAAGUGCAUUUUCUCUACCAGGACGAGAUCAUUGAGCGCAUCAAGCUGCAGGUGGAGGCCAAACUGUUGGGCAGUAAUGCCACCCGAAGCUUCUACAAGCAGCUCAAGUUGCCAGGCUCCACGGAGGUGGAGACAUCUACCCAGACACUAGAUAAAACGCAGCGCUGUGAUAAGGAAAUGGUUCGCACCGAUGCCACUGAGCAGAAGCUGGACAAGUUCUUUCGGCCACUGGAAAAGAGCGAUUCAGGCCUGUCAGCCAGCUCGGGCAAUGAGACGCCGCCAGCAUCGCAGGAGGAGAGCUUUCGGGUGACGGCGGCGCGCAAAUCGAAAGAAGUACGCCUCACCAGCGUCCUCGAUAUGCAGCAGCGUGUGGAGCGCCAGUGCCACAUCGAACUGCGCAGCAUCCUCAAGCAGCUCGUCUACGUGGGCUGUGUGGAUGAGCGGCAUGCACUCUUCCAGCACCAGACCCAUCUUUACAUGUGCAACACGUGCGCUUUAAGCGAGGAGUUGUACUAUCAGCGUCUGGUCUACGAGUUCCAGAAUUGUGGCGAGAUUAGAGUGGUGCCAGCACUGCCGCUGCAGCAGCUGUUGCUCAUUGCACUGGACAGUCGUGCCGCCGGCUGGUUGCCCGAGGAUGGGGACAAAGCAGAAUUGGCCGCGAAUGCGGUGUCCAUUUUACAAGAGAAGGCGCCCAUAAUGCGAGAGUAUUUCUCGUUGCGGAUCUCGCCGGAGGGCUGUUUGGAAUCCCUGCCAGCUUUGUUGCCCCAGCAUGUGCCCAGUCGCGCCCAAUUGCCCAUCUAUCUGCUGCGCCUGGCCACCGAGGUGGACUGGGAGCAGGAGGCGCAGUGCUUCGAGAGUUUCUGUCGCGAGACGGCGCGCUAUUAUGCCCAGCUGGACUGGCAGGACGAUGGCGAUAUGCGUGACCAGCACUGGCACAUGGAGCACGUCCUCUUUCCAAGCUUCAAGAAGUUUCUCCUUCCACCGGUACGACUCAAGCAGCACCUCUACGAACUGACCAGCUUGCCUGCCCUUUACAAGGUCUUUGAACGUUGUUAGUUAUGCGCAUGAAAGUUUAUAAAUUAUUUUCUUCUUUGUAAACAAUAAAUAAAUAAUACAAUAAUAU